AUGGUGGUAUCAACAGCAGACGUGUGCUACUUGAUAUUAGAUUAUUUACAAUUCAAUGGGUGGCAAAAGAGUUUCGAAAUCUUCUACCAGGAAUGUCCACACUUUAGGAAUGAAACUCAACAACAGGAUUUAUUCGAUCGGAGGAAUUUACAAGACAUUGUACAGGGAUUCGCUGACGUUUUAAUCCAAGGCAAUACAGCCAGACAACCGCAAAGUAACGCUGUCGUACUCGACAGCCUUUGGAAAAAAUUUGACGAUAUUGUCAGUCAAAUAAAACAUACAUCGCGAAAGUCCUUCAUCAAAUCUGUAGAACAUCCGACUUCUUCUCAACGAGUUCGUACCAGGCAAGGACUAAAUAAGCGGCGCAUUGUACCACUAAAAAUAUCAACUGCAAUGAAUGACAGCCCUAACAGUGAUAGUGGCGGUUCUACUGCUAUUCCACUAGCUAAGAGAACUCUAUAUUCAUUAGAUUCUACAUCGCCUAUUAAGACAUUAGUCAAUGUUGCUAGUGAUAUGUACAAUGAAGCUUAUCAACAUAGCGAAGAAACUUCAGAAUUGAUCCGUAGCGGCUAUGGAUCACCAAAGCGAAAGAAGUUUAUGCCCCGCAAAAGACAUACAAUAGAACGAAUUCCGGACAGGAAUGAGCAAGUGGUUGCAGAUUCUGAGAUGCCACAACAUAUUAUAGAAACUCUACUCGAAAAUACUGAAUUACAACAAAGAUUAGCUAGUAAUAUCAACAAAGUAGUAUAUAGCUCUAAAGAUGAUCCUGCCAUCAUAAGUGAAGCCCCUUUAGAAAAAGAUAAUGUUACGACAGAUAUUGCAGGUACGUCGGAAAACAAUAACGACAUUAUUUCAAGUCUGCCGUCGAAUGCUUCCGUAGAAAAUGAGGUUAAAGAUUAUAACUUAUCAAGUGAUGCUGUAAGCAAUAUCGUUGAAUUGACUGAAUCCGAUCCAGCAUUUGAUCAAUUGCUGGCUAUACUCGAUACUGUUCAAGUUACUUUAACUCCAGACGUCAAAUCUACUAAUGAAUCGUGUCAAACAGUAUCACUACAAGGUGAAGAUCAUCUGCAAACCGAAGGUGCCUCGAACGAUGAUAUGCUGAUGUCUAUAAAAAGAAAAUUAUCUGACAAUCACGUUCGAAAAUUGUCUUUUGAUGUAAAUAAUAAAAAAUCACCACAUGAUAAGAUGGAACAUUUAAAUCGAAACGAAAAUAAUAAUAUCAACGAUGAAGAAAAUAUGACUGCGAUGGAAGAACAAACUGCAACUAAUGAGCUACAUGUUAUCGGCGAUAAAUUUUCCGAAUCAGAUGAUUUGAGUGAACACCACGAAGAAAAGGAAUCUCCUCCUGUGGUAAUAAGAGUUUUAAAUUCAUGUUAUGUAGCAUAUCAAUUAUGUCAGCUUGCUUUUUCAGAUAAGCAAAUCGUACUUGACGGUCGAUUUGAUUUUCAGUGCUGUAUUUUACUUGUAGAGAUCGGAUCAAAACGUAACUGCCGACGGCAGCAACAUGAAAAUUUUUCCUACUGGACUAGAUGUUGA
Trichoplax adhaerens is the source of this 1536-nucleotide messenger RNA. RefSeq lists its product as uncharacterized. Gene Ontology annotation, molecular function: protein binding. Lineage: Eukaryota; Metazoa; Placozoa; Uniplacotomia; Trichoplacea; Trichoplacidae. The record is from RefSeq and is a predicted model, not a curated record. The transcript has 12 exons. Bases 1 to 1536 code for a protein of 511 amino acids.